Plasmodium reichenowi is the source of this 1101-nucleotide messenger RNA. RefSeq names its product LEM3/CDC50 family protein, putative. The record is from RefSeq and is a predicted model, not a curated record. Bases 1 to 1101 code for a protein of 366 amino acids. Lineage: Eukaryota; Apicomplexa; Aconoidasida; Haemosporida; Plasmodiidae. The transcript has a single exon. Gene Ontology annotation, cellular component: plasma membrane; Golgi apparatus; endoplasmic reticulum.
AUGAGUAACCUUAAAAAUGACAUGUUUAUAUCUAAAAAGAAGAGAAAAUUUUAUUACAAGAAAAGUUCCAGAUUUGUAAGAUUUUUGUACAGUUUUGUGAAGUGGUAUAAAAUGGAACGAGUAGUUGGUCCUGUAUGGAUAAAUAAAUAUUCAUCGUUGAUAUAUUUUUUAAUGUUUUUAUUUAUAUUAAAUUUAUCAGUUGGUAUUUUAAUAUUAAUAUUAAGUUCAAAAUAUAUAGAAUGUAGAGUCCCAUAUGAAUAUAAGGGUGAAACUUUUACUAAGUAUUCCAUUGUAAAAGUAACCCCAGAACAAUGUAAAGGUCAAAAGAAUUUAAAAGAAUUAAAUGGAAAUAUAAAUGUACAUUAUGAAAUUCUUGGAAUGCAACAAAAUCAUUAUAAAUUUGUAAGUGGUAUGAAAAAAGAACAGUUGAAUGGAAAUAUAUUUUUAAAAAAAGAAGAAUUAGAAGAAUGUUAUCCUUUAAUUACUUUUUCAGAAGGAAAAAAAAAAAAAAAAUUAUUACAUCCAUGUGGUAUAUUCCCAUGGAAUGUAUUUACAGAUAGUUAUAUUUUUUAUGAUAAAGAACCAGAUGAAAUUCCUUUUCCAACACCUUUACCUUUAAAACAAAAUGUAGAAGAAAUAACUAUAAAAUAUUAUAGACAAUUUUAUAAAAACCCAUCACCUCAAAAUGUGCAAUUAUAUAAAGAUCAUAUAUAUUUCUGGAUGGAGCCAGACAUACAAUAUGAACGAUUACAAGAAAAUAAAGAAACAAAUGAAAAGUUACUUGUAUUACCACAAACAUUAAAAUAUAAUCAAGCAGGAAAAGCUAUAGAAAACAGUCAUUUUAUUAAUUGGAUGAUACCAUCUGCGCUUAAUUAUAUUAAACGUUUAUAUGGUAAAUUAUAUAUUCCUUUGAAAUUUCCUUUUUAUAUUUAUAUAGAAAAUAAUUUCAAAAUUAAUGAUACAAAAAUUAUUGUUAUUUCGACUUCGCAAUAUUAUAUGAGAACAUUUUUAAUUGGUUUCAUUUUUAUAAUCAUUUCGAUAAUAGCUUUGAUAUUAUGUAUUUUUUAUCUUAUAAGAAUGAAUAAAUAUGAAAAUAAAUGA